Molecule: messenger RNA, 369 nt
Organism: Fusarium graminearum PH-1
Lineage: Eukaryota; Fungi; Ascomycota; Sordariomycetes; Hypocreales; Nectriaceae
Exons: 3
Coding region: 1-369 (122 amino acids)
Cellular component (GO): membrane
Source: RefSeq, a predicted model, not a curated record
AUGGGAGGAUCAGCAACUGGAGAUGAUGCCGUCUUUAAGCUCUACCGAUAUGAUCCCUCAAUGGCUGCGGCAGUCAUCUUCAUAAUUCUCUUCAUAGCGAUCACCGGUUUGCAUCUGUACCAACUCAUCAGGACCAAGACGUGGUUUUUUACUUGCUUUGUCGUUGGUGGUUUCAUGCAACUCAUUGGUUACAUCGGAAGAGCAGUGUCUUCCAGCGAAAGCCCCAACUGGACCGUCAAGCCUUACGUCGUCCAGACUUUACUCUUGCUUGUCUCGCCGGCCUUGUUCGCAGCAAGCAUCUAUAUGAUUCUCGGACGCAUUAUUAUCGUUACGAAUAGGGAAGACUGCUCUCCUGUUAGGAGAGUAUAG